AUGGGUGUAAUAGACUUGCCUACUGGUACUGUCAAUGCAUUAGCCUUUUCGAUGGAUGGACGUUAUUUGGCCAGCACCAGCGACGACAAAACGGUGCGCGUUCACGACAUGCAACGUGGGUUGUCAAAAAUUUGGGAACACAAAGGCACCUACCCAUACACUGCUGUCGCAUGGAGAGAUGACAUUCUAUUCGUUGGUGAUGAGGGAGGGGGGAUUAUCUGCUCUUAUCCCACCUUGAGGUGGCCACGUCGACGAGCAAACGAGGUCAUACAUGAGGCCUCUUCACCUGUCGCAGUUAUUGAAUUCAACGAGAGCGGUGAUCAUCUUCUUAUCUGCUCAGGUGCCGACGUUUUACUCUUCAAGAAUUCGAAGAAGGGUUCCGGAGCAUGGCGAUAUACAGACCGCCUGUCACGUCCUGCAUUUGGCGAGACUGAGAAUUUCGCCCAACCUCCGAUUCUAGCGACAGGCGUACAUUUUCUCGAGAGUGAUAAUGAGUGUCUUAUUGCAUACUACCAUCAUGGUGUUUGGAAGUGCAACAUCGACGCUUGGGAGACGACUCGUAUCUGGGGUCCAGACGAGAAAAUGAACACGCCUCAAGACUUCAAGAAAAUUAGUACCUCGUUUGAAGUUCAAGAACUUGGAUCCAAUGUUCCUCUUCUUGCUCUGUUCAUCAACAAAGGUCAAGCAACAGUAAUGGGUACGACGAAGGGAUACACUGUGAUAUUCGAUGCAAAACACGGGAGAAGGAUCCAAACUUUGAAGCACGGAAUGGACCGCUCCUGGGUGACCACCUUAGCAUAUGUUGAACUUGAUGUACCAACCCGUCGUCGAAUGAUAGCCACUGGCAAUGGUAACUGUGUGCAGCAUACACAAAUAUUACUGUGGAAUGAAGACGAUGGCACUCCCGCGAAGGGAACUAGCAAGUUGUGGGUUCUACCUAGACUUAUUAUGAUGAUUGUAACUGUUGGCCGUAUGAUCCUCGUGGCAAUGGGUAUAACCUUCGCACUCUUGCUGUUAUUCCCCUCACAAUGGUCAAGGGACAGUGUCUGGAAGAUGCUUGGAUACUCCGAGAAGAUUUCAUCCAUGUCUUAUCCGGUGACAUCUUCCCCUUCCUCCGCCUCUUCCCCUUCCUUGUCUUUUCUGUCAUCCGGCGGUCACUCACCCCCGAAGACGAAAUUCAAAGAGAUACUAGUCAAUUUGGGAGAGCUCAUCCUGUCGGAACUUUGGACAGUUCUAAUACCAGUGCUUUGA
Messenger RNA from Lentinula edodes (shiitake mushroom), 1251 nucleotides. Its product is annotated as WD40-repeat-containing domain protein. The transcript is spliced from 9 exons. Lineage: Eukaryota; Fungi; Basidiomycota; Agaricomycetes; Agaricales; Omphalotaceae. Gene Ontology annotation, molecular function: protein binding. The coding region runs from base 1 to 1251 and encodes 416 amino acids. The record is from RefSeq and is a predicted model, not a curated record.